This is a messenger RNA of Aspergillus ochraceoroseus IBT 24754, 1031 nucleotides long. RefSeq lists its product as uncharacterized. Lineage: Eukaryota; Fungi; Ascomycota; Eurotiomycetes; Eurotiales; Aspergillaceae. The record is from RefSeq and is a predicted model, not a curated record. The transcript is spliced from 3 exons. Bases 169 to 888 code for a protein of 239 amino acids.
AAAUAAUCUCUGCAAGGAUAUCCUCGGAGACUAUACCUCCCAGCUAACCCUCAAGGGGUCUCUUCCGACAAUGCAAACUAUCGGAUUUUCUGCGGUAUAUUAACCUCAUCAUACCCUUCCGACGUGACCUAUCAUCGCUGCAGAAAUCCCUGUGAGGGGAAGACCAAUAUGGCCAAACGUUCUCGAAGCUCGCAGUCACCUUCUGCUGACCCAUCUGAAGAGAUUCGACAAUCAAGACCCUCUUCUCCGGAAUCUCUCACAUCCUCUACACAAUCAGGACGCACCAAGAUCCAUCUCCUAACCCCCUCUAGCAACGCUACAGUGAUGCGUUGUUCUUUACCCCCUCAUCGAGAAACUCUCUCUUUCUCCUCCUACGAGGAUUACGAGGUGCAUUACCUGCAAUCGCAUGUCAACCGGUGCUCUGAAUGUGGGAAGAAUUUCCCCACGGACAGGUUUCUGAAUUUGCAUAUUGAAGAGAACCAUGAUCCGUUGGUCGCUUCGAGGAGGGAACGGGGGGAGAAAACUUACGGAUGUUUCAUUGAAGAUUGCGAACGGAAGUGCUCUACGCCCCAGAAACGCAGAAUGCAUUUAAUAGACAAACACAUGUUUCCCAAGACCUACAACUUCUACAUAGUAAACGACGGCGUUGACAAACAAACAUCCAUGCUCCGAUCAAUGCACACCCAUCGACGCCGACUAUCAGCUACGCCGUCCUCACCCCAAGAAGGCCGAUUACGACACAGACAGACCUCGAUUUCGCUUCCUGUGCCAGCCCCGGAGCCCGGGCUCCAUGAUGCAGAGAUUGCGGAGCUGGAGAAAUCCAUGUCUGCUUUGCGGUUUGUUCCGGCGAGUGUGACGAACCGCGGGAGAAUCGGGAAUAGAUCUUGACUCUUGAAUGAGGGGGAAUGACUACCUACUCUGAAGGUAUAUAUAAUGAUGAGAUGAGAUGAGAUGAGCUAUUUUAGAUAAUAGAUUAUGAUGAUGAUGAUGAUGAUUGACUACUCCUGAAUCAUUUGGAUGACUUUUUUUUC